AUGACUCGAAGUUGCUCUGCAGUGGGCUGCAGCACCCGUGACACCGUCCUCAGCAGAGAGCUCGGCCUCUCCUUCCACCAUUUUCCAACGGAUACCAUACAGCGCUCAAAGUGGAUCAGGGCUGUUAAUCGUGUGGACCCCAGAAGUAAAAAGAUUUGGAUUCCAGGACCAAGUGCUAUACUGUGUUCCAAACAUUUUCAAGAAAGUGACUUUGAGUCAUAUGGCAUAAGAAGAAAAUUGAAGAAAGGAGCUGUACCUUCUGUUUCUCUAGACAAGGUUCCUCAAGCUGCACACCUUAAAGGUAAAGCAAGACAGAAAAUUCUAAGGCAGACACUUCCAGAUAAUUCUGAAGAGGUUACUACCGAGGACCAUAACUAUAGUUUAAGGAGACCCUUGACAGAUGGUGCAGAGAACCUAGCUGAAGUGCAACAAAUGUUACAAGUAUCUAAUAAAAGACUUAUUUCAGUAACAGACAACAGUAUAAUAAAGAAAACAAAGAGCUUAAAAUUAAUUGACACACUUGUAGAAGAGAAGCUACUUUCUGAAGAAACAGAAUGUCUGCUACGGGCACAAUUUUCAGAUUUUAAGUGGGAGUUGUAUAACUGGAGAGAAACAGCUGAGUAUUCCACAGAAAUGAAACAAUUUGCAUGUACACUCUACUUAUGCAGUAGCAAAGUCUAUGAUUAUGUAAGAAAGAUUCUUAAGCUACCUCAUUGGUCCAUUCUCAGAACUUGGUUAUCCAAGUGCAAACCCAGUCCAGGUUUCAACAGCAACAUUUUUUCUUUUCUUCAACGAAGAGUAGAGAAUGGAGAUCAACUGUAUCAGUGUUGUUCACUGAUAAUAAAGAGUAUCUCUCUUGAGCAACAACUUCAGUGGGACCCCAGCAGUCACCAUUUACAAGGAUUUAUAGACUUUGGUCUUGGCAAAUUUGAUGCUGAUGAAACACCACUCGCCUCAGAAACUAUUUUGUUAAUGGCAGUAGGUAUUUUUGGUCAUUGGAGAACACCUCUUGGCUAUUUUUUUGUAAACAGGGCAUCUGGAUAUUUACAAGCUCAGCUGCUUCGCCUGGCUAUCGGCAAACUGAGUGACAUAGGCAUCACAGUACUGGCUGUUACAUCAGAUGCUACAGCUCACAGUGUUCAAAUGGCAAAAGCAUUGGGGAUAUGUAUCGAUGCAGACAACAUGAAGUGUACAUUUCAGCAUCCUUCAUCUUCUAGUCAACAGAUCGCAUACUUUUUUGAUUCUUGCCAUUUGCUCAGAUUAAUAAGAAAUGCAUUUCAGCAUUUUCAGAGCAUCCAUUUUCUUGAUGGUACGGCACGUUGGCAACACCUUGUGGAAUUAGUAGCACUAGAGGAACAGGAAUUAUCAUGUAUGGAAAGAGUCGCAAGUAAAUUUCCAAAUUUGAAAAAUCAUGUAAUAAAAAUUAAUUGUGCUGCCCAAAUCUUCAGUGAGAGUGUUGCCAGUGCAUUAGAAUGUUUCCUGUCAGCAGGCCUGCCUCCUUUCCAAAACUGUAUUGGUACCAUCCAUUUUUUACGCUUAAUUAACAAUCUGUUUGAUGUCUUUAAUAGUAGAAACUGUUACGGAAAGGGACUUAAAGGACCACUACUGCUUAAAACUUACAAUAAGGUAAAUCACCUAUUAACAGAAGCCAAGACUAUUUUUGUUUCUUUAUGUGAUACUAACAAUAACCAAAUAAUUAAGGGUAAGCGAAAAUUGGGAUUCCUGGGAUUUUUGCUUAAUGCUGAGAGCUUAAAUUGGCUUUAUCAGAAUUAUAUUUUCACAAAGGUCAUGCCUUUUCCCUAUCUUCUUACUUACAAAUUUAGUCAGGAUCAUCUGGAAUUCUUUCUAAGAAUGCUUAAGCAAGUACUAGUAACCAGUUCAAGCCCUACUUGCAUGGCAUUCCAAAAAGCUUACAAUCAUUUGGAGACUAGUUACAGAUUUCAAGAUGAUAUUUUCCUAAGUGAAGUAAGCAUCCUUGACAUUUCAGUUGCUCGAAGGUCAGACUUGACCCUUUGCACAGUUCCACAUCAGUAUGGUGGCAGCGUUACAAAGGCUCUUUUUCAUAAGGAGGACAUUUUCCACGACUGGUCAAAUUGUUCACUGACUGAGGCAUUACUGGACCUGUCAGAUAAUAGGCGAAAUCUCACAUAUUGUGCUGGCUAUAUUGCUAAUAAGUUAUCAGCUCUUUUAACUUGUGAGGAUUGUAUCACUGCUUUGUAUGCAUCAGAUGUCAAAGCCUUUAAAAUUGGGUCACUGUUAUAUGUUAAGAAGAAGAAUGGUUUGUAUUUCCCUUCAGAAAGUCUAUGUCAUGUCAUAGAUAUUUGUGAGCAAGUUAUAAGAACCCAUUCAAAGAUGGUAAUUUGUAAACACGUUCCUAAAAUGAGGGACUUGUAUCUUCAGCAGAAAAUAUUAUGUGAGCUUUCUGGGCAUAUUAAUCUUUUUGCACAUCUAGAUGAGCAUCUCUUUAAUGGAGAAGUGUGUGCCAUCAACCACUUUGUAAAGUUGUUAAAGGAUAUAAUAAUUUGCUUUUUAAGUAUCAAAAUUAAAGAUAUACCUCAGUAUCCUUUAAAACACCGUUCAGAAAUAAUUGAAAUAAAAACUUUAUCAUAGAACACUAAACAACCUUUACAAGAUUACAAAUGCUAAAGUUUUAAAACCAAUAAAUUCAGGCAUUUGCUAAAUAAAUUGUUAUCUAUUCAAAUGAGAGUCCUAAAAUUUAUUAAAAUUUUUCCUAAAAAUAGUCAACAUGGUUCUAUUUUUAAAAUUUGGCUUACCAUUAUCUUAUAA
Messenger RNA from Orycteropus afer afer, 2787 nucleotides. RefSeq names its product THAP domain containing 9 (gene THAP9). Lineage: Eukaryota; Metazoa; Chordata; Mammalia; Tubulidentata; Orycteropodidae. The record is from RefSeq and is a predicted model, not a curated record.